GCCGUGUGUCCCCAUAUGACUUGGCCAUGACGUCCCUCCUGCCUGAAUGCUUGCUGUAGCGUUAGUUUAUCGAUCAACUGGUUUAUCACGAUCUCUGUUUCCCACAUCUACCGCUGUGGAGGACGCGCUGCUCGCUCUACAGCAUUUUUUAACUGAGCAUUCAGGAUCCUCCUGACCCUUGAGAUCAGAGGUCAAAAAGCCAUGGGAACCAGGAGGGUGUUGGUGACUGGGUGCUCCUCUGGCAUUGGCUUAGCUGUGGCUGCACGGCUGGCUAAAGAUGAGUUUAAACGGUUCAAAGUGGUUGCCACAAUGAGGGAUCUUGGGAAACGGGGGCCUUUGGAACAAGCAGCUGGUGAUUCCUUAAAUAAAACCUUGGAAAUCAAACAGUUAGAUGCCUGUUGUGAAGACUCCAUCAGAGAGUGUGUCAACAGCCUGCCAGACAGAAGGGUGGAUAUUCUUGUGAAUAAUGCAGGCACUGGCAUGAUUGGACCGCUGGAGUGCCAAAGUAUCGUCGACAUGAAGGAGCUCUUUGACACAAACUUCUUCGGGCUGGCACGGCUGGUGAAAGAGGUGCUGCCUGACAUGAAGCGACGGAAGAGCGGGCAUAUUGUGGUGAUGAGUAGCGUCAUGGGAAUACAGGGGCUUCUGUUCAAUGAUGUCUACUCUGCCUCCAAAUUUGCUGUGGAAGGAUUUUGUGAAAGUCUGGCAGUGCAAGCAUUGAAGUUUAACAUCAAGACAACUCUAGUGGAACCUGGCCCAGUGGUGACAGAGUUUGAAAGGAAAGUGUAUGAAGAUGCAGAGAAGAUGGAUCUAUCAGGAACAGACGAGGAGACCGCCAAAAUCUUCCGUGAAGUUUACCUCCCAUACUCAAGAAAGGUCUUUGCCUCGUUAGGCCAGACACCAGAAGAAGUGGCCGAGCAAACAGUUGAAGUGAUCACAGCCAAGCAGCCUCCUCUGCGCCACCAGACCAACCGCCUGUACAUGCCCAUGACUGCACUGAAACAUGCAGAUCCAACAGGUCGCCUGCCUCUGGACACCUUUUAUAAGAUGAUCUUUAAACAUGACAGCGUGUUCAAUGCUACUCUAGGGGUGCUGCGCAUGCUGCAGAAGAGGGUAGGGAAGAAAUAAAGAUUUGACUGUCGAGUUGCACAGACCAUAAAUGUUACGCUUAAGGAGUCAGUGAUUGACUGUAGUGUAGUAUAUACAUCUUGUUGUCACUGUAUAAUAUCCAGCUGUAAGGUGACAGAAGUUUCCCUCUGAGGAGCUUGGAUCGGGGGCCACUGGAUGUUGUCUGUCUGUUAUCUGUGUGAGACAGCAACUACAAAAAUAGUAAUGAUUCCUCGUGUACUGUGUAUAUGCACCUGACAUGUAUUGACUUUAUAUCUUGCUGUGCAAUAUUUUAAACUUUUAAACUUUCUCCAGAUAUUUACAGGUAAAUACUGUAUAGUAACAGAAAUGUGAAACAUAACCACUCUUUGAUUUUUUGCUCUCAUGAAGUAACAAUAUUAUAUGUUUGACUGUUAAAUUUUAAGGAAAAUAAGAGCAUGAUAAUAAAACCAAUACAGAAAUGAUA
Molecule: messenger RNA, 1573 nt
Organism: Seriola aureovittata
Lineage: Eukaryota; Metazoa; Chordata; Actinopteri; Carangiformes; Carangidae
Product: retinol dehydrogenase 8
Exons: 7
Coding region: 202-1128 (308 amino acids)
Biological process (GO): estrogen biosynthetic process
Cellular component (GO): cytoplasm
Molecular function (GO): estradiol 17-beta-dehydrogenase [NAD(P)+] activity
Source: RefSeq, a predicted model, not a curated record